Messenger RNA from Macroventuria anomochaeta, 3824 nucleotides. RefSeq lists its product as uncharacterized. Gene Ontology annotation, molecular function: ubiquitin protein ligase activity. Gene Ontology annotation, cellular component: nucleus. Bases 161 to 3568 code for a protein of 1135 amino acids. The record is from RefSeq and is a predicted model, not a curated record. Gene Ontology annotation, biological process: proteasome-mediated ubiquitin-dependent protein catabolic process. Lineage: Eukaryota; Fungi; Ascomycota; Dothideomycetes; Pleosporales; Didymellaceae. The transcript has 3 exons.
CCAGGCUGCUAGGGCGGCUACUCUUGGGAGUGCAUGCAGCGGUCGCGACUGCCACCGACAACCCAACGUGACUGAGACGACGUGCGGCUCAUGCGGGCACUUUGGGCAGCCGAUCUUUCCUUUCAUCGCUGGAGCGGGCCGUUGAACUAGAACGCCUGCCAUGGACAGCAGCAAUUCACGUGCCUCACCAACUCCGCCCGUCAAGGUAGAGAGCAUGGCGUCGACUGCCCCACGGGCGUCGCGCGGGAGCACACCGACGGCCAGCCUCUCGGCCUCCAGGCUCGUCAAGGAAACCAAGGCGGAGAAGCCAGCGCGGGCGGCGAGCAGCACCAGCCUUAAGCAGAAGAUGGUGGCCAAGGUCGACGAGCAGCCGCGGCCAAGCAAGGCAGACGAGCAACUGAAGGCUCUGAAAUCCGAGUUUGACGGUCUGCGCUCGCACCUCACGUGCAAGAUCUGUGACCGUCUGCUAUACCAGCCAUACACAAUAGCAUGCGGUCAUACGUACUGCUACACGGCAAGAAGCAUCUGGCACCGUUGCUCUUGGACACUGUUGGCUGACAAUACGCAGUGUCUCUGCACGUGGUUCCUCAAUCUGAGGCAGAACAAGUCGAAGCUGACAUGUCCCGACUGCCGCAUCGACGUCAAGCAUCUGCCUGCGCCCGCUUAUGUCAUCCGGGACAUGACCGCCGUCUUCAUCGCUCGGGCCGACCUCCUACCGGCCGGCGAAAGCCUCGAAGAGCACAAGAAAUGGCAGCAAGACGACGCUGAUGCCGUGCAAAAAGACCGCGAGAACACCGAUCCUCGCACGGGAGGACUCUUCAAGGGUCUGUUCAACGCACCUGCGCACCCACUGCGCCCUUCGCUUCACAUCGUCCGCGAUCAAGAGGACGGCGUCGAUCGAUGUCCAAUAUGCACGUGGGAGCUCGAGGACGGCGGGUGUACACAGUGCGGCUUGGUCUUCGACGAGACAGGCGAGGUAUCCUGGGACAACAGCUUCACGGGCUUCAGCGACAUGGACGAGAUGUCAGAGCAGGAUGCUGACGACCUCGACGCGGCUAUGGGCCUCGAAGAAGGCGAUUUCGAGGGCUUUGGCGACCCAAUGGAUGGCUGGCAGGACUACCUUGGCGAUCCAGGCGCUGGCUUCGUGAUGCGCCGUUUCCUCCAACACAACAAUGCUGGCUCCCGGCGGCACAUGUCUCACAGCGAAGCCGGCAGCAGGCGCUCGUAUUCUCAGAGUAUCGUCUCAGAUAUCUACGGCGACGAGAUGGAUACAGUCGAAGAGGAAGACGAGGAAGAAGACUCUGAAAUGAACGACUUCAUCGACGAUGAAGCUCUGGAGCCCUCAACUUCUGCCAGUGGUGCUUCGUCGACGCCCGGCCAGACACCGCAGCCUACAGCAAACCGGCCACGAGCACACGCCAGAGCACGACCCGUCGUAGAGGAGUCCGAGUCCAGCUCAACGAUAUCAAGUGUGGUCGAAGAGGAGGACGAAGACGAAGAAGACGAAGAAGACGAAGAAGACGAAGAAGACACUGGCCCUGUCCGUCGAGGGCAGAGACCCCAGGCACAAAGACCGCGAGCACAGAAUCAUGUGUUAGACAGGGCUAAUGGCACUCGAUCUCGGUUUGCUCGUGUGGUUGCGCCAUCCUCAUCAGCCUCGAUGGAUGCUUCCACUGCCGAUCUCGACGAGGACACUCAAGCACUACUGGAGGACGAAGGCUGGAUGCGUCAAACGGAUGACGAUGAGAUGAAUGAAGAAGAUGGGGAUAGCGAUGGAGGAGCUACGACCGUCGGGUGGGAACCGCUUGCGAAUUCAAAUGACAGAAGCCGAAUGGGCGGUUCUCUAACACCUACUGCAGAUCGUCCUCGGCCUAGUGCCCCAAUCCGUCCCCCCUCGCGAGUGGGCAACCUCCGAGCACUCGAUGCCUCCCGUGGCCUCCGACAAAGAUCCUCUGUACUAUCAAAUGCGACUCCCCAUUACGAGGAUGGCGAAGCCGACGAUGACGACUCUGACCAAGACGGCGACCUUGAUAUGGCAAUGCACGCUCUUCGCAAUCGUCGUUCGCAACAGAUGAUGCGCAACAGCUCAGCCUUUCAGAAUGCGUCAGCUCGGUUCGCUCAAGGAGGCAACGCUGUCAACGAAGCAGACACCGACGACAAUUCAGACAACUCGCAAGCUGGCCUUGGCCGUCGUGCCGCGCGUACUCAACGGCGCGAGUACGAUCCUCGUAUCAGCUGGAUGUUCGCUGCCCACCAAGCUGCGUUGCAGCAACAUCAGAUGGGCGGUAACUUGAUAGACAUCGAAUCUCGCUCCAUCACACCACUCAAUCGACCACCUACGUCCAACCGCAACCGUCAAAGUCCCACACCAGCCUCUUUCUCCCCAUUUCUCCCUCCCCAACGGAUGCGCACUCCAUUGAUGGACAACAGUAACUUCGGUUUGCGCGUCAUGGCAUCUCCUAACAGGCGAAGUGCCAUGUCCCCGGCCUUACCAUCAGCCAAUGUCAUGGAGAACGCAUUCCGGAAUGAUCGUACACCUUCUCUCAGCUCGGCAAGCGAUGAUUCGGCCAUCCUGACACCCAGAACAUCGACGCCUAACUCGCAGUUUUCCAUCGACCAAACAGUGCGCACGCAUGCCGUCGCAGCUAUGGAUAUGAUCGAUCGCCCUCAAAGCCGUGUUAGCGCUCGUCCUCCAUCAGCAGCAGGUCGAAGGGGCUCCGCCAAUUUUUCGCCUGUUUAUCCGAAUUUCCCACCUCCUAACAUGGGUCUGCAUGCUCCAGCGUCUGCGGUACCCGCUCGUCCUGCCAACCCAUGGGCCGCAUACGUGUCGCGCAGCAUUAGAGCUCGCAACUCUCGUCUAGGACUACGAGAACAAUCAUCGACGGCUACGUUGAGGCCCACUAGCUCACGUGCCAACAUUCGUGAAAACGCGGCUCCCACACCGGUAAUGAGGACACAGACUUCACGGAUUGGCUUACGACCGCAGCCUUCGGGCCGUCGACUCAGCGCUCAGCCGUCUACUAGGGCUUUGCGAACCCCUCCUUCGCCUGGCCCGAACAGCCAAAUGGCGGGCCCAUCAAUGGCACGAGUGCCAAUGGCUCUGACACCAGACGAUGUGACUGCUCGUGCUCGAGAGCUUCGCAACAACAGGGAACAGGCCCUUGGUCUUUCCAACACUGUACCGGCACGGACCAAUCCGUUUUCGUCAGGCUUCCGCCGACCAAGUGCUGGAAACAUGCCCCCUAUGGCACCAGCACAAGGUGUGUCUCAACAUGUUCGAAGCAACUCGAAUGAGUCUAUGGGCUCAGUCAAUUCUGCUGGCACCGCCCACGAUGGUUCUACUGGCCCCUCUCUAGGUCGGCGCAGGAGCAAUCGCAACAUGUUGAACGCUCUACCACCUGGAGUUCUACCUCCAACACAGGCCUAUACAACCCCGGUCACAGCGUACACCAACAAUGCGUACCGCUCGCGGCAGGGCAACAACAUUGGCCCACUGGCGGCAUUCGAGCCACCAGUGCAAAACAACAACAGGACAGCGAACCCUGUAGUCACCGGUCAACUGAUUUGAUCAGUGCUCCUGUUACGACUCAACUUCUUUCCUUUGGUGUUUUUAUAGGGUAUGGUGUUUGGACAGUGAUCCUGGAACGGGUGCAUUUCACGAGGGUAUGAUCACGACAUUUGUCUUUCAGCGGCAUCAAAACGGAUAUGUCGGUUUCGUGUGCAUUGUUCGGCGUCGUUACCCUGCACUAUACCACACUCUUGAGCGAGUUCAUGUAAGACGGAUACGGAGCUAAAGUGGCUCAUGCAAUUCAAUCCUUUCUGAC